Molecule: messenger RNA, 7468 nt
Organism: Peromyscus californicus insignis
Lineage: Eukaryota; Metazoa; Chordata; Mammalia; Rodentia; Cricetidae
Gene: Exog
Product: exo/endonuclease G
Biological process (GO): apoptotic DNA fragmentation
Cellular component (GO): nucleus; mitochondrial inner membrane
Molecular function (GO): nucleic acid binding; single-stranded DNA endonuclease activity; RNA endonuclease activity
Source: RefSeq, a predicted model, not a curated record
AUGCGCGGCAGAGGCAAAGUGCUGGCGUCUCGGAGUUAUGGCUGCGAAGAGCUUCGCUUCCCGUCUCAGGGGCUCGCGGCGGUUUCUGAAUGGCUUCCUGGCCGGGGCUGUGGUGGGCGCCGCGGGAGCUGGGCUGACGGCGCUGCAGUUCCUCCGGAGCCGGGACGCGGGAUCCCCGCACGGUGCAGCACAGUACCUGGUACAGAAUUGGCCUUCAAAUCUGCAGAAAAAAUAGUCUUGGAACAGUUUGGAUUUCCUUUAACUGGAACAGAGACCAGGCGUUAUACUAAUCAUGCCUUGUCUUAUGACCAGGCAAAACGGGUGCCCAGAUGGGUUCUUGAACAUAUAUCCAAGGACAAGAUCAUAGGUGACGCGGACAGAAAACAUUGUAAAUUCAAGCCUGAUCCCAGUGUCCCUUCAACCUUCAGUGCCCUCAAUGAGGACUAUGUUGGAAGUGGCUGGUCACGAGGACAUAUGGCCCCAGCAGGAAAUAACAAGUUUUCCAGUAAAGCCAUGGCAGAAACCUUUUACCUUUCUAACAUCGUGCCUCAGAAUUUCGACAAUAACUCUGGCUAUUGGAAUAGAAUAGAAAUGUAUUGUCGUGAGCUGACGGAGAGAUUUGAAGAUGUUUGGAUAGUAUCAGGACCAUUAACCUUACCUCAUACUAGAAGUGAUGGAAAGAAAACAGUUAGUUACCAGGUGAUCGGUGAGGACAACGUGGCAGUCCCCUCACACCUUUACAAGGUGAUUCUGGCUCGCAGAAGCCCAGAAUCUACUGAACCACUGGCACUGGGAGCCUUUGUGGUGCCAAACACAGCCAUUGGGUUCCAGUCCCAGUUAACUGAGUUCCAGGUGAGCCUCCAGGACCUAGAAAAGAUGUCAGGUCUGGUGUUUUUCCCCCAUUUGGACAGAACCAGCAACAUCCGGAAUAUUUGCUCUGUGGACACCUGUAAGCUCCUAGGUUUCCAGGAGUUCACUCUGUACCUGAGCACCAGGAAGAUCGACGGAGCCCGUUCUGUGGCCAGACUGGAGAAGGUCCUGGAAACUUUGAAGAGCUCGGGGGUGGAACCUGACGAUUACUUCCUGAGUCGCUAUGGGAAGAAGCUAGAGGAACUGAAAGCUAAGGAGCAGGCGGACACACAGCUGGGAAAGCUGUCCUAGUGCGGGCGGGUGUGCGCUGUCGCCCGUGGUGAACAGGCGCAGGCACGCCUCUCCAGGAGGUUGUAUCUUAGCUGAUUGGUUUUCUUUUUUUCUUUUUUUGUUUUUGUUUUUGGUUUUUUUGAGACAGGAUUUCUCUGUGUAGUUUUGGUGUCUGUCCUGGAUCUCCCUCUGGCUGGCCUCGAACUCACAGAGAUCCAUCUGGCUCUGCCUCCUGAGUGCUGGGAUUAAAGGCGUACGCCACCAUUGCCCGGCUACAGAUUUUCAAGAAAUGAUGGAAUCCUGACUAAAAAUCCCUCCAGAGACUCAUUAGCUCAAAACUCAGUGUUGUUUUCUUUCACUAGGCUCUGCGUUGGUGGAGGUGGUUUUAGAGCCCCUCUCUGAGUGUGUCCAGAUACACUGUGUGGUUUACUUCUUGCUUCUCCUCUCAUGACCCUGGUGUCCGUCCUUCUGUCUGUGUUGAAGCUUUUCCCAGUGUGCUCUGUAUGCCAUGCUUUGCCUGCGUUGUCUGACAGCGAGCCUCUGUGCAAACCCACUCUCCCAUUUUACAUGUGGGGAAGUUGAGGCUUAGAGAACUUUGUGUCUUCCCCAUUGGUAGUCUACAGAAGUCAUCCAGCGCACCUCAGCGUUAAGACGAGGUUAGAUGGGGUUUGACUCAAGUAUAUACCUCUAUCUGGGGGUAUUCCUGGUCCUAGGGUCUGCUUGCUGAGAAGGGUCUCUGUGCUGUCUCCUCAGGCAGACGCUUCGAUGCCAGCCUUGGGAAGGAUAGAGCAAAGAUGGAGGUUCUCUGUAGGUUUGACCAGAGCCUGGGGUUCCCUCCAGGGAUCACACGGGAUGGGACAGGUGUGUUUCUUCCUUCGCUGGGGGCCUUCUAAAGGAGCCCAGGAAAGGUGUGUACCGAGAGUACUGCCGGGCCAGCACACCACAGGUAGGGAGAGCCUGGGCCAAGGUCCAAACCAGCUCACUCCUGUGCCAAGAGCAGCUGUCUUCUGGCUUCCUGUGCUGCUCUUUGGCUGUGGCUUCCAGAGUCUUGAGCUGUCCUAAGUAUAGCCAGUCCAGUAGCCUCCAGGCAGAAGGUCUUGUCUCAAUCUGUCACUCUGCUACUGUCUUUCAAGCAGCGGUAUGAGGGCAAUCUUUGAGGCCUUGUGUUUGCCUCUGAUAGAAAUGCCGUGGCUUUACAAUAAAGAUAAGGCAGUGGUUGACCCUGCUCUGCUCCUUCAUUUGAGUAAAAAGAAAAAGUUGGGUCGGGCACAGUAGCUGAUUAAUGCCAUUCUGUUUUAUCUUACCGUUCCCCAUUAGCUGGUGCCAGCCCUUCUAAGGAUAGAAAGCCAAAAUGUCACUGUGACCAAAAAAAUCGGUUACUUUCUCUCCUCAGAGAGGUGAUGGUGGGGCCUGGCUGUUUCUCCAGGAGCCCUAGGAGGCGUGGGGGCCUGGAUGGGCUGUGUCCUAGGCCCCUCCCCCAUGGCCGUGCUCAUUCUUUUGUGCUGGCCUGACUUGCUGGUGGCCGUGGAGGUACCCCCUGACCCCUGCCUCUCCUCCCAGAUGGUGAAGAAUCUUGACUGUAUCAGUAAGUUAAUGUAUCUUGGGAUUAUAUUUCCUAUGAAAUAUUUCCUGGUCAUCAUAAAAAACAGAGAUAAGAACAUAACAAAAACACAGUAUGCCAGACCUCAUUUUGUUUUUCUUUGGGAUCUUUAUAUGAGUGUUUUGCUUGUAUGCAUCUGUGCCCACAGCGUGAGUGCCUUUGCCCACAGUGGUUAGAAGAGGUCAUAGGAUCCCCUGGAAAUGGAAUUACAGAUGGUCCUGAGCCGCCAUGUCAAUGCUGGGAAUUGAAUCGGGGUCCUCUGCAAGAGCAGCCAGUACUCUUAAGCACUGAUCUCAUUUUUUAUGUGUAAAAUUUAUAUUGAUGUACAACAGUGGUGUUUGAAUUGUUGUGUGGACAUUUUCAUUAAGAGUGCCCAAAACAAAGGUUUAGAAUUUCCCUCUGGGUAGGGUCACUCUGGCCCCCUUGAUUUUUCUGGAUUCUAGUGCAGUAGAUCCCUGGGCCUCACGUGAGUCAGAGACAUAAUGUUGUGACCCGCCAAACCUGAGUGGUUCACUGUCCCCUUGUUACCUUGGUGGGUUCCCUCAGGCUCACAGGCUGAGCCUGGACCACUGCCCUCUGUACCAUUUACCCUUCUAGUUCCCGGUCUGAAGGUGCGGCCAGGCUGGGAGGGCUCUCCUGGGGGAAGUCUCUUUGGGUAGGGGAUUUAAUCCUUAGUCUGUCUCAACUUCCAGUGACAUCUUCAGACUCUGGUCUCUGGACUGAGGCUGUUGGCCCGAGUUGAACACAGCAAAGGCCUUACUGAGUUAGGAAGGUUAGGGAAAGGGAUGCCAGCCCUGAACUACACACGCGCACACACACACAGUGCAGCUGUUUCUGCACCUACAUCUGAACAGUAGAGACCUCUGUCCUCCUCCUAGGCCUUUGAUUAGAGCCUGGCAGGAGAGGCAGCCUGAUCCUGAGGGAGCGGCUUCCUGCAGAGCUUGCAGCCCGACACUAGAGUGAUCGACAGUGUUGCCAUGUCACGUGUGUCCCCUGCCUGUCCCACUCCGUUUAUCGCAGACUUCAUGCUAACAGCCUGUUAUGGCGGGGAUCUAACAUGCGUCCCAUCAGCACAUCCCCAACCUGGGCAGUUAGAGGUAGUCAGUAGAGGUGGGCUUUGAAAGCUGUACCCCACUUGGGUCUGGCUGUGUACUUUGCUUCCUGCUACCAUGUGGACACGCUCCACCUCAUGAUCCUGCCUCGCAGACAGCCGUCCUGCUGCCGUGCCUUCUGGGCCAUGGUGGACUGAAGUCCCUGCAGGCGUGAGUUCAGAGAAACCCGUCCUGGAGUCGCUUCUGCCGGGUGACUUGUCACAGUGACAGACGCGACACUCGGCCUACCCUAACCCUGAACCCGCUCGCUGCGGCUCUCCUUCCUGCUUGGCCCCCAGCCCUUGGCCUUUUCUUUCCUGUGAGCCUUUCCAGUACACCUCUAUCUUUAGGCCCCCAGAGCCGCCUCACCGGUUUGCCCUGGUGGGGCUGGCCUCACACUGGGGUGGAUCUGCAUUCAGCCUCACUUUGAGAAAGCAGUCAAGUUACCAGAAAAGACCAAGCAGGGGGCUUUGUUUGCCUUUGGUCCUGAACCCCAUGUAAUUGGGGACAAUGGGAUUGGUUAUGGACAUUGCCAAUGUGGAGCUAGGAUUUCUCUGGUCUGAGUGUCCAGAGUACCUCUAGGGGUCAGUAUGGCCUCCUCUUCACAAGGGUCAGCUAGGCUGGGCUGUGACAGCAGCUGCAGUGGCUGCUCAAAGCCUCACAGAAUGCCUUACAUGCCGGCCUCCGCCCUGAGGCUGCCAGGAGAGCGGCGGUUGCCUCCUCCAGCAGGCCUCGGGUUUUUACUCCACGGUGAUCUCGUACCUUUAUCUCUCUCAACUGUGUGUUCAGAAGUUUCAGGCUUCAGAGUGUUGGAGAGCGCAGUGAUUGGUCCUCCCAGUGUUUUGUCUCAAUGGCUCCUCUGUUGGUUGUUUUUUCUUUUGGGGGGCCCGCCACCCAGCUCCCAGAUAAAUCACACAUGGAGGCUUAUUCUUACUUAUGAAUGCCUGGCCUUAGCUGGGCUUAGUUUCUAGUCAGUUUUACUUAAAUUAUCCCUUCUGCUACCUUUAGCCUCUGGGCUUUCCCAUUCUCUUACUUCCAUAAAUCUUACUCUUACUCCGUGGCUUGCUGUGUAGCUGAGUGGCUGGCCCCCGAUCAUCAUCAUCAUCAUCAUCAUCAUCUCCAUCUCCUCCUCCUCCUCUUCCUCCUUUCCUCCCAGAUUUCUCCUUCUAUAUAUUCUCUCUGCCUGCCAGCCCCACCUAUCCUUUCUCCUGCCUCAUGAUUGGCUGUUCAGCUCUUUAUUAGGUGUUUUAGACAGGCACAGUAGCACAGCUUCACAGAGUUAAACCAAUGCGACAUCAACAAAAGUAACACAGCUUAAAAUAGUAUUCCCCAACAUCUCUCCACCUGUAGCCUUUAAAAUUAAUUUGUUGUCCCUCUGAAAAAGUUGAGGCACAACAAGUUACUGUUUAAUACCUGAACUUAAUGUAGCCUAUGAUUAAGGACAUUCCUCUAUAUUUCUGAAAUAUGUUAUUAAAUCUAAGAAAAUUACCAAAAUUUCUGCCAGGUUUGGUACAUGUCUAAAUCCCAGCAAUUAGGAGGGAGAGGCAAGAGGGCCGUGGCAGCCUGGCUACAGAAGAUCCUGUUUGAAAAAGGAAAGUUUAUCAAGAAUCCAUUUUAGUAGUCCCUAUUAAAAUUUGCCAAGUUAUCCAAAAUACCGUUUAUACUUUUAAAUACAUAGGCUUCAAUUUUAAGCUCCAUGUUGAAUUUUAUUGAUCUAGAUCAAUUAAUCUCAACAUGUGGGUCAUGACCUCUUUGGGGGGGUCAAACCACCCUUUCACAGGGGUCUCAGACCAUUGGAAAACACAGAUAUUUACAUUACAGUUCAUAACAGUAGCAAUUUUUUUUUCCCGUUCUUCAAAGACAGGGUUUCUCUGUGUAUAGCCAUUGGCUGUAGAUGAGGCUGGCCUUGAACUCACAGAGAUCCUACCUCAGUUUCCUGAGUGCUGGGAUUAAAGGCAUGUGCCACCACUGCCUGGCUAACGGUAGCAAAAUUACAAUUAUGAAGUAGCAACGAAAAUAAUUUUAUGGUUGGAGUCACCACAACAUGAGGAACUGCAUUAAAGGGUUGAAGCGUUAGGGAGGUUGAGAACCACUGUUCUAGAGCAAUUAUCCACUUGAUUUAAAUAUGUAUAUGGAUUUUUCAACUGCUCCCUUGAGAUUUUGAUUCAGGAGAUCUGUUAGGAGGCUGGAAUUUGCAUUAUUAAGAAGUUAUUUUAUAUGUAUGGAUGUUUUGCUUGCAUGUAUGUCUGUGUAUCAUGUGCAUCCCUAGUGCCCAAGUAGGCCAGAAGAGGUCAGACCCUUGGGACUGGAGCUAUAGAUGGAUGGUUGUGAGCUGCCAUGUGGGUGCUGGGAAUCGAACUUAGAUUCUUUGGAAGAGCAACCAGUGCUCUUAACCACUGAGUCAUCUCUCCAGCCCCGAUUUUCAUUUUUUGAUUUAAAACAUGUGUGUAUGUGUGCACGCCGUGCCCUUGAGGCCAUGGGUGUGAGGAUGUGCACAGUGUAUGUGGCGAUGAGGACCUCAGCUGUCAGCUGUCAGUCCUUACCGUCUGCCUUGUUUGAGGCAGUCUCCCGUUGAGUGCUGUGCACACCAGGCUAGGCGGCUCGUAAGCUUCCGAGGUUCUGGCUCUGCACCCCCAUUUCGCCUUAGGAGUGUUGUGUGAUUACAGACAUAUCUGGCCCUACCUGUGUUGGGGAAUUGGCACUUGGGUCUUCACACUUGUGGAAUUGAUGGCUUACCCAAUGAACUGUCUCCCCAGCCCUGGAAUAUGUAAUUUAAAAAGAAGAAUGGUGCGUGGAAACAUCUUCCAAAUGUGAAGAUAAUUUUCUCUGUUGAAGAGAACUUUGUCCUUUUUUCUCUUGGGUUAUUGCAUAUUUUUUUGGAGGGGGGGUACUACAUAUGCAUAUGUCCUAGGUUUCUUUUUGAUAUUUCUCUUCGUAUUAGAGAAACUGUUAAGCUUAAUAAAAUUUGGUUGUUUUAUGAUUUGUUUUUAAAAAAGAAGAACAAUGGUGAUUGUGAUGAGCAGCCAUGCUGUUCCCUCUAUGCCCUCACCUUCCUGCUGAUGCUGGUUUCUGCCUGAGGGUGUUUCAAGAGAGGAAAUUCGUAGACACUGGGGCCCCUGACUUACAUGUUCUUGUACAGGGCCCUUCACAGUACAACACUCAGGAAGUGCUGCAUGGAGUCCAGGGAGUGGCUGACCCCUAAGCAUGUUCCAGUUUUCUCACCGUGUGUUGGUCUUUCAGUUGAUGCGCCGUCCAGUCAGUGUGUCGCUGUGUGUUUGGAUUGUCAGUCUGUGGGUCACAAAGGGGAAUCUUGUUUUUUUUUGGAGACAGGGUUUCUCUGUGUAGCCUUGGCUAUGCUACAACUCACUCUGUAGACCAGGCUGGCCUCGAACUCAGAGAGAUUCGUGCACUUCUGCCUCCCGAGUGCUGGGAUUAAAGGCGUGCACCACCACCACCACCACCGCCUGGCUACAAAGGGGAAUCUUAUGUAUGUCAACUGUUAAGGUUUCCUUGUUGCAGUUUCUACCCAUCUCAGACAAGUUCACAUCCAUGAUGGUUCGGAUUUAUUUAGCCAACUGACUUGUUAGCUGUGCCUCUCAGCUCUGACAUUGCAGACUGAAUAAACAGGCUUUCUGUG